AAUACCACGUAAUGCCCUGGUUAGAUAGCCAGUGGAUCAUUAGAGUCACAGAAUGGGUGCCAGAGGAAGAAAAGAGCAGUCGAGGAUGGCAGAAAAUUAGGUGGGGAAGGAAACUAAGAAAUUUGCAGGCGCAAGUUGCAUUCAGCUAGCGCAAAGACAAGCUUAAAUGAACAGCGCUGGGAGAGACCUUCUCCCUGCAGUAGCCAUAAAGGUAAGCUGCUGCUGCAUUAGCUCCUGAUGAUGACAACGAUCUUCAUUAUAACAUGCUUUUCUGUACAUGUAUGAACAGUUACAACCAACUGGUCGUAUUCAGGAAUUCUCAAAGUAGUUACUUGUGCGCAAGUUUUUUUUUUUUUUUUGUCACAGGUAAACUACCGAAAACGCAAGUAUUUCUCACAGUGGACGUGCGACAUGUAACGCACAUUUUCUUUUUUUAAGCUCCUCCGUUUUGUAAUCACGGAUAGAAGUUCACCUGCAUUUGACGUGCACGUUUCUCAGUAAUGGAGGUUGUUCUUCUUGUGCGUAGUCCUAACUUUGUUCUUCGUGCCAGAACAAAAUGCAUUUCUACAUAUUGGAUGUACUUUGCCUGAGCUAGAGUAACCUUGGAUGCACGUUCUCAAUUAAGGCCUCAGCGGAACAAUAACAUAUGUAGGCUAAAAAACAUCCCUUCUAGUUAUUUCCAACCGUCAACUUCAAUAAUAAUAUGGGGCAAGCGUGCCGUGCACAAGAUGACAUCGACGUGCAUCAACCAAACUUACGGUGCGGAGCAGAUAGCUAUUGCGGCGCAAACGCAUUAUUACUAAAUACUCUCGCCACACUGCUGCCGCAGCGAGCAACGACUGGUGAGAGGCAGCUCCCUUCGCUUUCUCCCUCGACAGGAAGGAACCUCGCAGCUGCGAGCAUAACCGCCCGGCAGUUGACGACGUAGCAUCGCGAAUGUGGAUCACUCCGCUCUUGAAACGACGCCAACGCAGUGCGAGCAACGAUCCUGCACGCAACGCUAAAAGUCUAAAAAGUACCUACCCGCACUUUUUAAGCUUUGGAGGAGCUGGCCUUGGCUGCACGACGGUGCCUGGACUACGACGCAUGCCCGACAAACUUGGCCUGGUCAUCGCUGACACCAUAAGCGCCACAAGCUGCAUGAAAGAGCCGCGCCACGCCCGGGACACGUGACGACUGCACCUUAUAAGAGACCGCACCGGACCAGUGGAGGACACUUGGCAGCAGUGGCAGCGUGCGUGUACAGCGUAGUCUCCCUUCAGCACUUUGCAGACCAACGUGGUCAUGAUCGGCGGAGUGUCCGCAACACUGAAGAUAGGCGCCGCCGUCACGCUGGUGGCUCUGGGUUGGACCGAACUGCUCCGGCGCGACACGGUGGCUUCUCGGCGAACCAGAGGGGCUACGCUCCUGGAUAUCGCACACCUGGUACUCACUCUAGCAUCAGCCGUCGCCUACACUCUCAGAACAUCUGUCUACUGCGAUGAAGCACAUUGCGUUUGCGUCGACGCUAUCGUAGACCUCGUCAUGUGCAUCACACUUAUUCUUCUGUUCACGUUGUCGCUGUACAGAUUUCUGUGUGCUCAGUACACUUCUGGAUUUGUGUUUAUUAUCCUUGUCGUGAUUUGCCUAGCAACUGCUACUGAAUUCCUGGCAAUGAAGCUGCGAGUGUUCCAGGAUCUUCAGAUUGCUGCCGGAUUUUCAUCAAUCGCGACCACACUGCACAUCACUGCGUUCUUAUUGUGUGCAUCAACGGGAAAUAUGGUAAUCUACGCUUUGAGAGACACCGUGGUCGUUUGUCCGUCAUUGCCCAAGUGCAUUGUACCAGAAGACGAAGAAGCCAAGUCUCCGGUGGGCGUGUUUUUCGUCGUCAGUAUGUACAGGAGCUUGAGGACUCUAAUCAUUUCGAAGACGGUGGAUCUAAGCGAAAUACCUAAACUCAGUAAAAGCAUGAUCUGCACGCCUGCUAUUAAAGAAGCUUACCGCUGGUCGGUAAAAGGGGGACGCACCAAGAAGGAGAGCAGUUUCAUCCAUUCGGUCUGCGGGGCAGUGUGGCUGGACGCCUUCUGGGUGGUGAUCACUCACCUGGGCUACUACGCGUGCCUCACGGCAAGGAGCGUCGUUUUAGAGAGCCUCAUCGCUGGCACGGGGAGCCUGCCGUCCAUGGCGCUGCUGUUCGUGGCCACCUGUGUCGGAGAGGCUUCGCUCACGUGCUGCAUGAACCACCUGUGCUCUGCGUUCAGUGAGCGCUUUCAGCUGCUCAUGCAGGGAGCCGUCUUCGCCAGGAUGCUGCAUCAUUCGGCGACCACCUGCCGGUUGAAUCCUCCGGGCUACAUUAUGUCUGUGUUCAGCGUGGACUGCACAACGUUGUCUUUCAGCGUCUCACUGAUCCCGAUGCCGGCAGCUGGUCUGCUCGUCAUGCCGCUGAUAUUCUACAUGCUUGUCCGACGGGUCGGCAUAGAAGCCGCCAUGGCUUGUGCCGUGUGGCUUCUGCUCACCAUCGCAGCACUCGGAUUCCUCCUCGCAAGACUGCGUGCUGUCGAGCGAGUGAGCCUGCAAAAGCGUGACGAGCGACUAAAGCGCGUGCUCGAGCUCCUAAACUCCAUUCGCACCGUGAAGAUGUACGCAUGGGAGCGAAACCACGCCAAAGUCCUGCAUGCACUCAGGUCGGAGGAGCUGCGCUGCGUUCUCAAGGUAGACAUCAUCAGCGGAGUACUCGAGGCAUUCACUGGCGCUGCUGGUUCCCUGCUCACAAUAAUCAUGUACACCACGCUGUGGCUGCUGCAACCCGCACGGACGCUGAGUGCUUCAGAAUCCUUCUCCAGCGUCUACCUUCUCUCCCUCGUUGAAGCGUUCCUGAACAGCCUGCCUCUUCUCAUGAUCAUGACGAACAGGAUGGAGAGAUCUCACAAGGCACCAGAGUGGGUGAGGCCGCCAGAGGAGCAGCACUUGCGUCGUAAGGCAUGA
Molecule: messenger RNA, 2964 nt
Organism: Dermacentor andersoni
Lineage: Eukaryota; Metazoa; Arthropoda; Arachnida; Ixodida; Ixodidae
Source: RefSeq, a predicted model, not a curated record